Molecule: messenger RNA, 810 nt
Organism: Dibothriocephalus latus
Lineage: Eukaryota; Metazoa; Platyhelminthes; Cestoda; Diphyllobothriidea; Diphyllobothriidae
Source: the annotation of a GenBank genome assembly
AUAGUCAAAAACGUCAUGAACGGAUCGGCAUACAGUUCCAAUGAGGUGCCCUUUGCAACACCUUCAAGGCCGCCAGCUCUAAUUUCUAACCUCAUUCGAGAAAUGUGCUACAAAGAGCUAAUGGAAAAGCAGACUCUGGAGCCCGUCACCUCGCCGGUGCCAAAUGCAAGGUCUGCAGUCGCUUUACCGGCGGACAGUUCAUCGAGUAACGCAUCUCCAGUUGAAACGCCCAGAAAUUCUGUCCGAAUUAAGAAGAGUAGCUUAAAGCGAAAGGCACACUUGCCUGCCAGACGUCUCCUUGAAACAGCCAAUUCAGCAGCAGCGUUGAGGAAGUCUGUCACAAAGCAGUCCAUGUUUUCAGUCAAGAAAAGUCCAAAACCUGUCGAGAAGGACAGCCCUCUUACAUCUGUGGGUCAGCUGUCGCCCGUCUCACGGAUGCUGACCGAAAAGAAAACGCCGGAGAGCUCAGAAGCUGAACGACUCAAGACUCCACUAAAAUCAUCGCUCUACAGCCCACGCACGCGACUGGCUUCCACCCUGUUCUCGAACAGCCCAUCGAAGACUGGAAACUCUGCAAAGGUCAUGUGUCCAAUGGGCGCAUCCCCGUUGAAUGUAGGAGAUGUAGCCUCGUUGGGUUUACUAUCUGGAAUUCAUUUGCCACACCAUAAUGAUGACGAUGAUGAUGAUGACGACGACGAUGAUGAUGAUGAUGAUGAUGAUGAUGAUGAUGAUGAUGAUGAUGAUGAUGCAGUAGAACUUUUCAGAUCAUUUUCUCCGCAUAAUUACCCCAGUUUUAUUUCAUUUAAUUAG